ACCACCGGCGCCAUGGGGCAACCUCAGCACCAGGAGCAGCAGCAGGGGCCGCGCACCGGGUCCCGGCGGCUGCAGUAUGCCGCCGCCUUCUCAGCGACGCUGGGCUACCUGUCGUUCGGCGCGUUCGCCGGCUGGGCGGCGCCGGUGCUGCCGCGGCUCAUCUCCAACUCGUCGCACAUCCCCACCACGGAGGACGAGGCCUCGUGGAUCGUGGCGUCCAGCUCGCUGACCAUGGUCUUCCCCAUGCUCUUCAUCGGCCACCUGGUGGACCUGCUGGGCCGCAAGCGCAUGCUGCUGUACAGCGCCGGGCCGCACCUGGCGCUCUGGGCCAUCCAGAUCUUCGCCACGCAGCCCUGGGAGCUCAUCGUGUCGCGCGUCGUCGGCGCCAUCUCGCAGUGCAUCAUCAUCGUCGCCUCGCCCUGCUACCUCGUCGAGAUCGCCGAGCUCGAGAUCCGAGGCACGCUGGUCACCCUCUACCAGGUGAUGCAGAACCUGGGCACGCUGGUGGUGUUCUGCGUGGCGCCGUACGUGCACUUCCGCACUCUGGCCGGCAUCCUGCUGGCGUUCCCCCUGCUGCUGGUGGCCACCCUCUCUUGGAUGCCGGAGUCCCCCACCUACCUGCUGCUCAGGGGGCGCAACAAGGAGGCCCAGCAGUCGCUCAAGCGUUUGCGAGGCACCAGAGUCUUCGAGGACGUGGAGGAGGAGUUCGAGGCUCUGCGGCGCUCGGUGGAGGAGCGCCAGAGCGAGCCGGGCGCGGGCGACGGCUACAUGGCGACGAUGCGGGAGCUGGUGUGCGACUCCGUCAACCGGCGCACGCUGCUCAUCUCGGGCAUCCUGAUGCCGCUGCUGCUGUGGUCGGGCUACCUCGUGCUCAUGACGUACGCCACAGUGUUCUUCCAGCGCUCGGGCAGCUCCGUGGACCCCGACGUGUCGUCCAUCACGCUGGCCGUCGUGCAGAUGGUGAUGAGCGUGGUGGCCUCGGUGGCCGUGGAGCGCUUCAGGACUCGCCGCACGCCGCUCAUGGUGUGCUUCGCCGGCGCCGCCCUGGCGCUCGUAGCGGAGGGCCUCUACUUCUACCUGCUGGACGUGGCGCAAGCUGACGUGGCCGCCUUCAGCUGGGUGCCGCUCGCCUCACACAUAGUCUACUUGAUAUGCAUGACGAUGGGUCCAGGCGCCCUCAUAUGGACGGUCUGCAGCGAGGUGUUCCGUCCUCGCGUCAAGGGCAUCGCCAUGUCGGUGUUGUCCAUCGUCAACUGCGGAUCGGCUUUCGCCACGCUCAAGACAUACCACGCCAUGUCCAUCCACUUCGAGCUGUACGUGUCCUUCUGGAUGUUCGCCAUUUUCUGCGCAUUCGCCGUGUUCUACGUGUGGAGGUUCGUUCCCGAGACCAAAGGCCGGCUGGCCGAGGAGGUGGCGUUGGAGAUAGCGGGCAUCAAACCUGGACGCACUGAAGACGAGACCGCCACCAAAGAGGAGAGGGAAAAGAUAAAAGUGUGAGCCUGCGCUCCGUGGCACGCCAGUACUCUACAAUAUGACAAACUCUGAUGCGCCCAGUAUUAUGAAAAGUGUCGCCUAUCUCUUGACUGUGAUAGCCUUUCGACACUCUAGACUUUUCGGUGCUGCUGAAGAAGCGUUAUCAUUCGCAUUAUAUAUUUCACAUUCAUACAAAGUAUCAACCAUACCACUUUAUUGUAUUUGAUGCAAAGAGAUUAUUUAUUGCAAGAGAUCGUAGGCUUACCUGGCCGUCUCCAGUGAAAACAUAAGUUCCUCAAUUUUUAUAAACGAUCAUUCUACAAGGUGAUAUAUAUGUAUAUAAAGAACAGAUCAGCAGGGACUUAUGUUUACUCCUGAUGCUUCACCCGUUUUUGGCCUAGGUGAAGAGGGCUCUUUCAUUGCUACGACUGCUACUUAGUUUCAGUGUCUUAGCAAAAAAAAAAAAAAAAAAGAAAACUUUCAUCACCAGUGGCAAUCUACGAAAGAAAGUCUGGAUCAUCUUGAAGCAGUUUCUUAGGUUCUUUGCAGACUUUCUCGCAAUAUCCUUCUGAUCGUCUUGAAGCAGUUGUGGCACAAAUUUCUCCGCAAUACUUCUCAUGUUCAACUUUUCUCAUACAAUACGUUAACGUAUACCAUAACGUAUUCCCAAGGUGUUAGAGAGGUCUUGACAGCCUGUCUACGAACUUGCAGAAUCAGAUCCUCCAUUUGCCGAACGUUUCCUGGAGUGAUAUCAGUUGACGGCCGACUGGAAAAGUCCUCGUUGUCACUAGAUGUUCGCCUGUUUUGAAACGCCUAUACCAGUCGUAAGUCUGUGUCUUGCCAAAGCGUUGUCUCCAAGUGCUUGCUUCAACAUCUGGUGCGUUUCUGCAGCGGUUUUCCAGCUUUAAAAUAAAACUUUACUUAAAUACGCUACUGUUUCAUGUCAGCCAUCGCAAAGCCACCAGCUGUCGGAAACACAACAGUGGAAAUAUGUUCACCAAGAAGCAGCCAAAUAUCACUGAGAUCACAGACACUUGACACACUAAGUCAGGGCAGGUGUGUGAGGGGACAGCUAGUUGUACUCCAACGUCCUCUUAACCAUUAGCGGGAAAAAUCAAAUUUUGGGAAUAUUUUUAUACCACAUUGCAUUAAAUUUCUGUUGGUGUUCUGAAGUAUUCUACCAGAGACUGGCUCUUCCUGCAGUACUAGACCCAUUUGAGAUGAAUUUUCUCUGAGUUGAUAUUAGUAUCGUUAUCGUAAGCCCGGCACUGCUAAUCACCGAUAUGACUGAUAACUACGUAAGAUAAGGUAUUAUACGCCGGCAGCAACAGGGUGCGAGGAACCUGUUUCAUCAACGAGGCGUGCAACUUCAGAGCCCACAGUGUGACACAGAGUUAAGGGAACCUGUAACUGAUAUCUGUUCCGCUUCAUACCACAUGCUUUAUUUUGCACGCAAAAUUUCCGCCUUCAUAUUGUUUUUUUUUCUGAAUUCCUCAGUCAGGCUAGUGAUUUCAUGUCACACACACACACACACACACACACACACAAUCAUAUGUGAAAACUAUUAUCCUACAUUUACACUCGUCCUUCUGGCAACGUCUUCUUACAGGAACAUCAUCUGCGGUAAUCUGCAAGCACAUUGCAAAUCGUGGAUCUCUUCUUUUUUCUUUGAAAAAAAAUUCUCAAAAAAUGAGCAAUAAUCAGUGGUGCACCGCACGGACCGCUUGUGCACAACUUCUUUGGUAUACGCCCCACGCUUCCUUUGGAGACUCCUAACGAACUGCGUUUGACAGUUGUCUUCUCCUUUAGGUCAUUCUAAAUGUUAUUAUUAAAUAUCAUGACCUCGUCGUGAUAUUUGCGUAUCCUGGACUUCAGUGCCCAUUGAACUUCUUAUUUUCGUUACCAAAUGUAAUUACGGAACUUCUUUGGAGGUACAUUUAGUUUUCUUGAUAUCGAACAUUCCCUACGAAGCGCCCCGUCAGUUCAGAGGCGUAUUAUUCUAGUCAUAAAUCUGGUAGAGUGAAAUAUAGUAGAACACAAAAUCCUGAAAAUUCACACCUGAACGUAAGCCAUUCUUCCAACUGCCAUACAGUGGCGCAAUCACUAAGGAACAACGAUUGCAGUCAGUUAAUCACAGUUUAAGCAAGUCGUAAGCAGUGGAUUCUGUGAGUCAUAACCUUACAUGUUAUCACAAGUAAUUUCUCAAAGAUUUUUUUCUUCUCAUUCUACCGUUGAGACAUGAACCAUAUGGGAACAGUUAUGCUUCCUGCUAUUACGACUGUUAGAUGGAACGUAAAUUUUCUCUCAUCGUACACUAUUUCAGCCAUUCAGUGCCCCUCCAUUUGUAGAAUAUAUAUUUCCCGUAACAUGGAACACAUUGUAAAAUUCUCAGCAUCAGUAAUUUAGUAAACUCGUAUACUAAAAUCAACAGCUCGUCAGAUCGUUACGAAAGUAUACACUCUGAUUCAUUCUCAUAUUUCCUCAGUGCAGAAAUUUAAUGCCUGCUUCAGCCACACUUCAACUAAUCUGAAGAUAAUAGUAGCCAUACCUUGAUCAGUUCUUCUAAUCCGUAAAGAAUACACUUUUUUUAUUGAGACCUAUCUGAAUUCAGACUAUGUUCUCCUUUAACCUUAUUUUCUGCAUGUCAAACACAAUGUAUACUAUCCCCUUUAAGCGCUAGUCCCUCUAACAAUUACAAUCGGUUUAUUUUUCAUUGGCUCCAUUUCUUGAAACGUUAACUUGAAGAAAUAUGCCGUGAAAAACUUGCUUAAAAUAGAGAUCGAAUGAGUCAACAGAAAAAUGCUACCUGCUGCCAUAUGACACGACCGCGUUGCAUCCACAGCCAGAAAAUCCAUGAACUCAACUGCUUACAUAAACUACACUCGCGUUAUUAAUACCAUCUGUAAGCCGAAUUGGAUACCAAAUCAAAUAAACAUCUUUUUCUACAUACAUUUUCACAGUAAAUUAAUUUUAACUCACUCUCAGCAAGCUCCUGUCGUCUGAGCUUUCUACAUCUCCUGAAUUAUCUUCAUCUCAUAAUAGUGUCUUACGAAAUGCUAGAAAGGAAACAUAUUCUGUCUUCACAACACUAAAUGUGUACUUUUCUUCUGGAUGUGCACGAUUACGAAAAACUGGGAACAGACUAAUUUGUCUUGCAAUAAAUCAGAGACAGAAAUACGAUUGCAUUUUCGUAUCUCUUCGACAUAUCCUUGACAAUGAAGUCUCAGUUACUCCAAAAAAUGAUAAACUAGUCAUAUUCGUGGUUCGCCGUAUCAAGAAGGAAAAACUGCAAGACAAGAAGACUGAAACAAUAACGAAAAUUAUACGACAAAGAAACAUUCGAGAGGAGGCGGAAACUGGGACAGUAUUGCGAUAGCCAUGACACAGGCAGUAUGCUAUCUACAUCACGAAGCCUUUUUCCCUGUAUUAAUACCAGGCAGCCAUAUACUGAUCUUGUAUUGCCGUAGGUUAAGAAAAAUGUUCCUAAAAACUCUUUUCAGCCUGACUGGUUUACAUAGUGACAUUAUGUGUACCACCAUUUGACCGUGUCUAUGUUCCUAUGAGCUGUUUUUGUAUGGACAGUAUACAAUUUUCUGUAAGAUAUUAAAGCCAAUAAAAUUCGUU
Messenger RNA from Schistocerca cancellata (South American locust), 5097 nucleotides. RefSeq names its product facilitated trehalose transporter Tret1-like. Gene Ontology annotation, cellular component: membrane. The record is from RefSeq and is a predicted model, not a curated record. NCBI's taxonomy places the organism in Eukaryota, Metazoa, Arthropoda, Insecta, Orthoptera, Acrididae. The transcript has 5 exons. The coding region runs from base 13 to 1497 and encodes 494 amino acids. Gene Ontology annotation, biological process: transmembrane transport. Gene Ontology annotation, molecular function: transmembrane transporter activity.